AUGGCCACAACGACAGAUGCAAGUGGUCAAAAUCGAUCAGGUGUUCUUGGACAGCUCGAAGAUGAGAUUGCGCAAAACCCAUUGGACCAUAAGAAAUGGGGGCGGUUGAUUGAGCAUGUGAUCUCCAAAGACGAUGAGGAACAAGUUCGCUCAGUGUUUGAACGUUAUUUUGCCAUUUUCAAAUUCGAUGCUAGACAGUGGAGCAACUACAUUAAUUUUGAAUUGAACAAAGGUGAACAGGGCAAAGUUGUUGAUCUCUUCGCCAAGUGCCUCCCUAUUACAGAUGACGUCGAACUAUGUCGGACAUACGUUCUGUACGUUAGGCGAACAAAUGAUAUAAUCACAGGCGGCGAACGAGCCAGAAAUACUGUUGUUCUGGCGUUUGACUUUGCAGUCGAUAAAGUCGGCUGUGAUAUUGACAGUUUUGAAUUGUGGAAUGACUAUUUAGACUUUUACAAGACAUGGACCCCAGCCACUUCGUACGAACAACAGCAAAAAAACGACCUUAUAAGAAAACUUUAUAAAAGAUGUCUUGUUAUUCCAAAUGCCAAGAUAGAAAAAAUGUGGUCGGAAUAUACGAAAUGGGAGAAUGAAGUAUCGUCGCCUAAUGUUGCCAGCAAAUUCAUUGCUGACUUGUCUACAGAAUAUAUGGAAGCCAGAUCAUGGAAUACGGAAUGGCACAGCGUGACAAAAUCCUCUAUAAAGAGAAGAAUGGUCGCAUUAUCCCCAACCAAUGACCCGAACGGUGUAUUGGCUGAACAAGUUGAGCUUUGGUUCAAAUGGCUUGAUUUAGAAAAAAAGAAUAGCUUGAACUUGAAAGAGGAAGAGCUUCAGCAUAGAGUAGAGUAUGUUUUCAAGCGAGCAAUCUCUAUUUUACCUUUCGUUCCUGAAAUGUGGUAUCGGUAUACUAGUUUUCUCGUCCUGGGUAAUGAAGAAGCAAGCAGGAACAAAUGCAUAGAGCUCCUUUCUGAUGCAUUGAAGUUAAAUCCCCGCAGUUUUCUCUUGAGUUUUCAGCUUGCUGAGUUCUAUGAGAAAGAAAGUGCAUUCCCUAAAGCGCAAGGUGUAUUUGAUAGCUUAAUCAAAAUCCUUGUUAAAGACCAUUCCUUAAUUCAGUUACAGAUUGAAAAGCUCAAAUCCUCAAAAUCCAAAUCUUCAGAGAUGAUCAAAAAGAACAAACUGAUGGAAAAAGAACAUGGGGCCAGUAGCGACAGCGAUGAGGACGACGACGAUGAACCUAUAAUCCAAUACUCAGAAUCAGAGGCCUUAAAACUACUUGAUUUAGAACUUCAACUCUCAGAAUUGAACAAGCUGGUUACCAGUGUUUAUGUAAAUUUUAUGGCUUUGUGCAAACGAUCUCAGGGUAUCAAAGAGGUCAGGGCGGUGUUUAAGCAACGUAAAAAUUUCAAGCCCAUGGGGUAUGAAUUCUAUGUUGAAAAUGCCUUGAUAGAGUUUUAUUCUGACAACAAAAAGAUUUCUGACAAGGUGUUUGACUUGGCGAUGAAGACAUUCAGCAAGGAUGGGGGUUUUUUGUAUGCCUACUUGGAGUAUUUAAUACUCACUAACUCUAUUGAAAGCUUGAAAGUGUUUUUUGAGAUGGCCAUAACGAACCUCCUGAAAGAAAUUUCUAACGACAAGGAGCUCCUUCAACUAUCAACAACUAAUAUUUUGCAUCAAAAGAAGAGAGCUGAGAGUCUAAAGCGCAAUCAGUAUUUUAUGAAAAAAAUGUUCCGCAGGUAUAUCCGCUUUGCUUCAUGUUACCUAAACUUGGACACUGUCUUGUUACUUGAAAAGCGUUAUAGCAGUUUCUUCCCUGAUGAUGAUGAAAUGUCUUUGUUUAUUGAUAGAUACAGCAAACCAUUCGAUGGAAUAGCAAAGUAUGAUUUGGGAGAGAGGGUUGUCAUUGGUUUUGAAGACGAUGAAAUGGACAUAGAGGAAAAAGAAAACGGGCUUCCUCUCAAAAAGAAAAGAAAGACUAAUGAUCGCGACAACUACUCACCAGAAACCUCUAAUGGUAAAUACGAUGGGGGAUCAUUCAAUCAACAAAUGCCUGGAAAUUCGCAACAGCAUGGCUUUGUUGGAAAUACAAUCUACAACUUAUUGCAAGUCUUGCCCAAUGCUGGUUACUUUGGGCCGCUCUCCGAGCAUGUUUUCAAUAGCUCAAAAUUGGUUGAAUUGUUCGGUAACUUGACGAACGUUCCGGGUGAUUCUUGA
Clavispora lusitaniae ATCC 42720 is the source of this 2211-nucleotide messenger RNA. Its product is annotated as cleavage polyadenylation factor subunit. Gene Ontology annotation, molecular function: mRNA binding; protein binding. NCBI's taxonomy places the organism in Eukaryota, Fungi, Ascomycota, Pichiomycetes, Serinales, Metschnikowiaceae. Gene Ontology annotation, biological process: mRNA 3'-end processing. The record is from RefSeq and is a predicted model, not a curated record. Gene Ontology annotation, cellular component: nucleus.